AUGUGUGCCAACGCAGGGAAACACACGUUUUGAAGAAAGAAAAUCCAAACCAAAUACAAAUUUGAUUUGUUAUGUCAAUCAAACACACACAGACACACACACACACACACACACAAAACUGUUUAUAAUGUUCAUAGUUUAAGUGUUUUGUAGGUGAUCUUAACUCUUAGUGUGUCUUUAUCAGUCCCUGUGUUUUGCUGCAAUUGUUGGACAUUCUGUACAAAUGCGUUUACAUUUGAAACUAAAUAUGAUAUUUUGUGUAUGAUAUGCUAAAUGCAUCGUAAAUAUAAUCAGACUGGAAAUUAAUUGUAUGCAAUGUUAACUAGUGCUGUUCAGGAAUAAAAGAUGUCAAAUAUUGUAACACUUUCUGCAUUACUGAAAGUAAAAAUUGCAAUGUAAUGGCAUUCCAAAAUUAAAUGACCCCAUGCAACAAAGAAACGUGUUGUGUCACCUUGCAAUUCCCUUGCAAAACAAACAGUGUCCUUGAAAUGCAUUUCUUGUAUCUGCAUAACUGGUUUUAAGUUACCACAUGUUGUGUGUAUAUUUACCCAUAUUCAAUGCCGUUCAAAUCAGACAAGUUAAAAGUGUAUCAUUUAUUUGGAUUUCGUACUAUGCGGAAACCCUUUGGGAUGUGUAUAAAGCUCGUUGUAUGUGUAUAAAAAUGAAAAGAAACAACAAAUACCCUGAUUCAUUUCUUUAUGUUAUAUUCCAAAAUAAAUCAAUCAAUCAAUUCAAAUUCUCUAGGCUCUGUGGUCACUUUUAGUUGCAGUCAUGGUCAUACAGCUACUGGCCGACUUCAGCAAAGCCUUUUCUGCCUUGUAGGGUCAAACAAUGGGGAAUGAAGAGGGACUGGCAGUGGACAAUGUAUGCAAUUGUGUUUUGAUGGUGCUGAGUAAAAUGAGCCUCAGGGUGUAAGGGGUUCAGUCUAUUUUAGUGAGCCACUCAGAGGAAGCCAAAGAGGCCAUAAAAUUUGUCUGGGCUUCCUUGUGCACUGACAUUGUCACACUAUACUUGUUCCCUUGGAGUGGACUUUGGAAAAACAGGUAUGAACUAUUUGGCACAGCUAACGGUAAAAACAAUGCAUUUGAUUGCUCUAAAAAUAACAGAAUUACCCAUGAGAUAAAAGUGCUGACAUAAAAUUAAUGUGGAGUGUAGCCCAGAUAGUUUGGUCUUUGAAAACUUUGAUGAGAAAUGAUUGGUUACAUUGUUGAGAUAUCUUCUGAAGCUGUAGGAAAUUAAAGCAAAAGUCUCAAUUUGCACCCUGUUUAAUCUCAUUGCUGUCCAGAAGAAACAAUUGAGAUUUUUCAUCAUUUAUGACUUUUCUUUCCUACUUUUUUGGCUUUCUGAUUCUGGUACAUCCAUCAGGAAUCUAUUAGUGUGUGAUGUUGAGAAGUGGUGCUUUAUAUAUAUAUAUAUAUAUAUACAUUGAACAAACUAUAUACAUAGUUUGUUUAAGUGGCAUGUACCUCUAAAAUAAUGCUUAUGAAGUGCAAUAUUAUUUAGUAAUAACUGCUGCUUAUCAGUAAGUCACCAAUCUUUAUAUUUCAGGUUUUUGACUUUCAGAUUUUUGAUUUGCAAUUAGAAGGUCACAAUGUCAGAGUCGUAAGUAUUCUUUUAAGUUGUUAAUAUCUAUAUGCAUACAGUAUCUGCUCUCUUACUGUAAAUGUACAUGUUUAAAACAUCCCUACUUUUCAUAAAUUACUACUACUUUUACUCUUCCUUUUCAUAAAUUGAAAACUGCCAUUUUAGACAGGUAAGUGGACUUUACAACUUCCACUUUUUGUACAUGGCGAUUUCAAUUUCUUUAACAAAAUCCAAUAAAUGUGCUUAAAUUCUUUCAGCGACCCAAAUCUAAGAUUUCAGCUUCCAGGAGGUUGUUCUUAAAGACAAAGCUCCUGAAGAAAGCAACAUCUAUGCUUGUAACUGAAAAAGAAGAGAAGCAGAGGGAGAGAGAGACCACCUUGCGUGAAAGAGUGCCACCUCUACAGCUGUCCGGUCUGUCUGUUCAAGAGCUUCAGGCUCUCUGCAAAGACCUCCAUCAAAAGAUUGAUGUUGUAGAUGAAGAAAGAUAUGACAUCGCGGCCAAGGUUUCCAAAAAUGAAAAGGAGAUUACAGAUUUGAACAUCAAGAUUACCGAACUUAGAGGCAAAAUGAAGAGACCUGCACUGAAGAGGGUGAAGAUCUCUGCCGAUGCCAUGUUGGGCGCUCUUCUGGGCUCCAAGGUCAAAGAGUCUGUGGAUUUCAAAGCCAACCUCAAGACAGUCAAGAAAGAAGAGGAGAAGAAAGAAGAGGUGACUGACUGGCGUAAGAAUGUGGAGGCCAUGUCUGGAAUGGAGGGCAGGAAGAAGCUGUUUGAUGCUGGACAAUAGAUGAUUGCAACUACAUGAGAUCUGACAUCAGAAUUGAGGAAUUCACAAAAACAUCUUAAAAUAAAUGUAUAAAUCAAUGCAAGUUCAUAUAAUGCAAAUUCCAUUUUAAUAAUAGCUUACGUUCAUGGCUUCAUUUUAUGUUUUAUUUGAAAAGGAAACUGCAUGUUUUAAGUCAUUUAAGUCUUGAACUUACUUGAUGUGCUACUUAAUGAUUUAUGUGAUGUUCAGUUCUUUUUCUGUCUUUAAAAUAAAUACAGAUCAGAAAGGCUAAA
Molecule: messenger RNA, 2641 nt
Organism: Ctenopharyngodon idella (grass carp)
Lineage: Eukaryota; Metazoa; Chordata; Actinopteri; Cypriniformes; Xenocyprididae
Product: troponin I, slow skeletal muscle-like
Exons: 6
Coding region: 1914-2369 (151 amino acids)
Biological process (GO): muscle contraction
Cellular component (GO): troponin complex
Source: RefSeq, a predicted model, not a curated record